GAGAGCUCUAUUGUGGGGGCAUGACAAAGGCAAGGGGAGAGUGUUGGUUCACCCUUCUAUGCAUUGUUAUUUCUUCCACAAUUUCCCCCUCCUUGCCGAUCACUUGUCUCCUCCAAUUUCCAAACAAGCCAAAGCACAACAUUUCAAUUUCACUUCAUUCCACGUGCACACACACACAUAUAGAUUACACUAUUCAAACUCCUUGCUCACUUCGAUCCCUACUCUCUCUCACUCUAGUUUUAUAUAAAAUACUCCUAUGUGCUAUGCAUAUGUAAAAUCCACUUAACCUAGGUAGCCUAUAUAACAAGGACAUUCUCAAGUCUCAAGUCUCAAGUCUCCACCACACACAUAUAUGCAUCCUUUACAUUUCUUUAUCUACUAUAUAUUGUCUACCUUGUUCCCCACUUAGCUUUCCAAUUAAAACCUAAAAACUCGUUUAUGUUUUCAUUGUUCUUGCCUUCACCAUGCAACCUAACACUUUCGCAUACAUGUCUUCUACUAGUGAUAGUGGCUGUUGUUUGGAUGUUGAAGAUCAAGAAGACGAAGAAUCCAACAUUCUUCUUUCUCUUGCUCCUCCCGGCCAACAACACUCCGCUAAUUACCAAACACACCAUAAUUAUCAAAACCCUAAUUACUCUAAUUUCAGCAAUCAUCAAGGCGAAGUCACGGUAGCUCUUCAUAUCGGCCCUCCUACACCGGGAGCUAGCUCAAGCAACCCUAAUGGCGUUGAGGCGGCGGCUGAAGCAAAGUACUGGAUCCCCACUUCAGCACAGAUCCUUAUCGGUUCCACACAGUUUUCUUGCACUGUUUGCAACAAAACAUUUAACCGUUACAACAAUAUGCAGAUGCAUAUGUGGGGGCAUGGUUCUCAAUAUCGAAAAGGCCCUGAAUCACUAAGAGGAACGAAGCCGGCUUCUUCGAUCCUGAGACUUCCUUGUUACUGCUGUGCUGAAGGCUGCAAGAACAACAUCGAACACCCGAGAUCCAAGCCACUCAAGGACUUCAGGACACUGCAGACGCACUAUAAGCGAAAGCACGGAGCCAAGCCUUUCGGGUGUAGGAAAUGUGGGAAGCCUUUUGCAGUGAGAGGAGAUUGGAGGACUCAUGAGAAGAACUGCGGAAAGCUUUGGUUCUGUACUUGUGGAUCAGAUUUUAAGCACAAGAGAUCACUUAAAGACCAUGUCCGUGCUUUCGGAAACGGUCAUGCGCCUCUUUGUGAGGAUUAUGACUUGUUUGAUGUACUUGAAGAAGCUGAUCCUCAUGAUGAGGAGGAUCAUAAAAGUGUAGUUCAUCGCGAUUAUCCAAUGUUUUGAUACAUAUUUUUUCCGUUAUGUAAACCUGUUAAGUUUAUUGAGAUCUAUCUAGUUAAUUCUGUUAA
Messenger RNA from Daucus carota subsp. sativus, 1378 nucleotides. Its product is annotated as zinc finger protein WIP6. Gene Ontology annotation, cellular component: nucleus. The transcript has 2 exons. Bases 465 to 1313 code for a protein of 282 amino acids. Gene Ontology annotation, molecular function: DNA-binding transcription factor activity. Gene Ontology annotation, biological process: anatomical structure development; regulation of gene expression. NCBI's taxonomy places the organism in Eukaryota, Viridiplantae, Streptophyta, Magnoliopsida, Apiales, Apiaceae. The record is from RefSeq and is a predicted model, not a curated record.